This is a messenger RNA of Priapulus caudatus, 4598 nucleotides long. RefSeq names its product myosin heavy chain, striated muscle-like. Lineage: Eukaryota; Metazoa; Priapulida; Priapulimorpha; Priapulimorphida; Priapulidae. The record is from RefSeq and is a predicted model, not a curated record. The transcript is spliced from 15 exons. The annotation marks the transcript as partial.
GAAAACAACAAAAAUGUGUUUAGAAACCUAAACAAGCGUCUGAUACAGGAUGGACUUGAUCCAAACAUAUCAAUUGAUCACAAGCUUUCUUACAUUUGGAAUCUUCUGCUGGAUUCAGAGUCACAACUGGACAGCCUACAAGAUCGAAUGCAACGCUCAGAUAGGCGACAUGCUACAGAACUGGAAGAACUUGAAAAAUACAUGGCGGCAAUGCAGGAUACUGCAGAAACUGUGGAGAUGGAAAAUAAAGAGCUGAAGAAAAAGGUAGUGGAGUUAGAAGACAGAAAGGGUAAUAGCAGGAAUCAUGCAAGUCCAACUGAUAGUCUCGAAUCUGGAACCAACAGAGAGGAUGAGCUAAAUGAACAUGAGCAUUUAGUACAGAAGGUACAGCAAAUGACGAGGGAGAGAUUGGAGUUAGAUGGUAUACUGCAGGACACGCAGCUAGCCAUGGCUGACAUGGAACGAGAGAGCAAGCAGCUGCUACUGGACAAGGAGGAGAUAGCACACAAGCUGGGUGAAGCUCUGUAUCAGUGUGAUGAGAUGGAACAACAACUGAGAACUGCUCUGUGUGGUGAUGAAUCAUCGAAGCAAGCUGAGUGGAAGCUUAAUGAGGAAAACCUGAGGCUAAUUCAAGAGAUCAAUGCUGCUAAGCUGAAACUCGUAACCACGGAGACAGACUUUUCAGCUUUUAGAAAUGAAGCCAAAACAAAUCGGAAUCGACUUGAGAACACGAUCGGUGAUAUGAAAGAGGAAGCUAAGCGACUGAGGAGUGAGCUUCAGUCCAGCGUGAAGAUGGAGCAGGUUGAUGGAUCAGAGCAGCAGAAGGUGACUGUGUGCCGCGCGAUGGAGAGGCUGGAGCAGCAGAGGACUGCGUUCGAUGACGAGGUGAAGCGGGUGACAAGUGACUACGACCGACUGAGACUCGAUCACGCCCAGUCACUGCGCACGGCCGAACGCGACGCCGACAACUACGGUCACCAGCUGCGCCGGCUGGAGGCUGAGAAAAGCCAUCUCGAGACAGAGAAAGAUCAUCUUGAGACAGAGAAGGGUCGUCUUGAGACAGAGAAAGAUCGUCUUGAGACAGAGAAGGGUCGUCUCGAGACAGAGAAAGAUCGUCUUGAGACAGAGAAAGAUCGUCUAGAGACAGAGAAAGAUCACCUAGAGAUGGAAAACAAUCGUCUAGAGACGGAGAAAGGUCGUCUUGAGGCAGAGAAAGAUUGUCUUGAGACACAGCUUGCCAGAGCCAGACGGUCUCGUGAGCGAAGUCCUGCCAAUGAGAUGUCUCAACUCUCCACGAAUGAUGAGCAGCAGCAGCCACAGGAGAAGAAGGAGAAGGAGGAAAAGAAGGAGAAGGAUGAAAAGAAGGAGAAGGAGGAGGAGGAGGAGGAGAAGGAGGAGGAGGAGGACGUUGUCAUGGCGACGAGAUGCGAUGAUGGGCCGUCGACGGAGUCGGGCGUGUGCGCGGGAAAGCUGUACAGCGAGCGAGAAUACGUCGCCGUUCUCGAGGAGCUGCAGUCGACGCGCCUCAGCAACUACGAACUUAACGAGGAGAUCGACGCGCUGAAGUCAUCGCUGCUCGCCGCGCAGACGACGCUCAAGGUCAAGUCGAGGUCGCUCGAGGUCGGCGCGAAGUCGCGUGAGAGUGAGCGCCUCCUGGUGGAGGAGCUGGAGCGGUUGCGCGGCGAGAACGUGGCGUUGGCGUUGGAUGAGGAGCGAGCGAAGGCGCUCGGCAAGCAAGCGAGCGACGCACUGCGGCGGGACAUGGAGCGGCUGGCGGCAGUCAACCGCGAGCUAGAUGGGCGCCUGCAGGCAAUCGCGCACGACGCGAAGGAGUCGGCAAACGCCGACCUGCGUAAGCUCGAGUCCGUACAGAAAGCGCGACUCGACGCGCGCCACCAGGCGGAGGCACUGACGCUCGAGAAUGCGAGACUCCGGGCAGAGCUGCACGACGGCGAGGCGGCCCAGGGGGCGCUGCGAGCGACCGUCGACGAGCUCGAGCGCAACACUGGCGCCCUCCGGCGGGAGAUCGCCGAGUUGAAGGCGAGCCACCAUGAGGAGAUGGAGUGUUUGACGGCGCGGCAGGCAGCGAUCUGCGACGAGGGUGCAGCGCUGCGGGAGGAGAUCGACAAGGUGAUACAGAUGCGGCGGCGCGACGUUGACGUAGCACAGGGGAAGCUGAGCGCUUCGUUAGAGGAAAACCUCGGCUGCAAGCGGCGACUGAACGAGAUGGAGAUCGCGCUCGCGAAGGAACGUGAGCGCGCGCGUAAGUCGGCCGAGGCAGCGGCCGCCGCCCUCCUGCGGGUGGAGGACGGUGAGGGGCGAUGUACGGGCGAGCUCGACGCAAAACAAGCGAGCAUCCGAACGCUCGAGAGCGGGCUGCGGGACGCGCAGGCGCUCGUCGACGAGCGGGAGCGAGGUCACCGGCUCGAGGUCGCCGGGUUGCUAGGCAACCUGGAGCGCGAGCGCGCGACAACGCUCAACUGCAAAUCGAGACUCGAAGAGGCGGAGCGUCUGGUUGCCGCGGGCGACGACGACCGACGCGCCGGCGACGCCCGCCAGGCGGCGCUGAAGAACGAGAUGGGGGCGCUGCUGACGAAGCUGCAGCGGGUGGGGGAGGAGGCGCGACGGCGGACGGAGGAGGUGGCGGCGACGCGGACCAAAUACGACGCGACGGCGCAGGCCUUGCGCUCGGAGCUCGAACGCGCGCGCCGGGAACGCAACGUCGCCGUGGCGACGCUCGAGCGUGCGGAGGCAGACGCAGACGAGCAGACUCGGGAUGCAGAGCGGAAGCUGCGGAACGAGAAUGAAUCCCUGCGCGCGGAGAACGCCGCGCUCACGGACGCGCGCACGCAAGAGGAGCGGCGGAUCGAGGAGGAGCAGCGAUCGACAGAGCGACGGAGGCAGGACCUCGAAGACCGUCUCAGCACGGCGCUGUUCGCCAAGCAGAAGGAAGCCGAGUUCCUCUCAGAGAAGGUCGAGGACGGCAGGCGGGCGACGCAGGAGCUGGAGAAGAGACAGCAGGAGUUGAAAGAGGAGAUGGAGCGGGAGCAUCUAGCGACCUCUGUGAGGAUGAAGGGAGCGGAGGCAGAGGCGGCGAAUGUGGGCGCGCUGCGGGAGCGUCUGCGAAUCUCCGACGACGCAGCGCGUGCUCUCUGCGAUGACCUCACACUAGCACGCCGGCACACGCAGGAAGCUACCGACGUCGCUCACCAGGUGGCAGCACUGCAGCAGGAUGAGCUGGUGGCUCUGCAGGAUCAGGCGAAGAGGCGUGAGCGCGACCUGGUGGGCAUGCGAGAGCAGAUGGAAGCGGAGAAGGACAGGCUGCAAGCACAGGUGGAGAUGCUAAAUGCAAAACACUUGCAGAUGCAAGCUAUGAAGUCACACAUCGAGUCGGAGCUUCAGGCGUCGAUGUCAGAUCACAGAGAGGAGGUGCGGAAGCUGAGGAGUGAGCUCAGCGCCAUGACGACGGAGCGAGAUGAGGUGGCUGGGCGGAUGCGGAAACUGCAGAGAGAUGCUCAGCUGCGUAGGGAGAAGCUGGAGUCUGAGCGGGUACGCGUGCAGGAGGAUCAGAACAAGGUGGCUGGGCUAGAACAGAAGCUGGCAGAGACCAGCGGAUUGCUACAGACAGCCGAACACCGUCUGGGGAAGAUGGCCGACACUAAACAGCAGCUGCAGAUCAGACUAGCAGAGCUCAGUGAAAUACAGCAGGUGUUGUGUGUUGAACAGACGCAAAGAGUAUCCAUCGAGCGCGAACUGGAGACAUUGAAAGAAGAGGUGUCACUGCAGAAGGCCAAAGAAUCACACGGGUCGUUGCCUGCCCUGAAGCAGCAGUUGCAGAGCAAAAAUUCUUCUGAGAUUAUCUGUGCGAAGGACAAAGAAAUUGUUGGGAUAAAAGCAGAGAUGGCACGUCUACAGAGAGUGCUAGAUGCCGAGUCACAACGCAGAAAGACAAUGUCACAGCGUAGGAAAAACCAGCUAUCUAAUCAUAGAGAGGCUCACGUCAGGAAUGUGAAGCAGCUGGAGAAGCUGAUUGGCAGCCUAGAGCAGGAAUUGCAGUUAUGCCGACUGGAGCUGACUGGAGAGAGACAGCUGAGCGAUCAGCUGAACAAAACCCUGUCCAUCCUGCACUCUGAGAAACGACAGCUGCUGCUGAGGGUGGAAGAGGCGACUACGGCUGUCAGAGACAGCAACAGGAGAGAACAUCUAUUGCACAGCCGCUGCCAACUUCUCGAGAAGCAUGUAUCCUGAUCACCUACAGUCUCGUUUGCUCCGGAAUUAUGCUGUUCUAAAUUGGGAGUGCACCCAUCACAGUAACAGGGCUGCCAACUCUCACACAUUCGGCGUGAUACUCAGGCAAUUGAGGCUAAUCUCAUGCUCUCACGCCGGAUCUGCUAAUUCUCACGCAUACAGAAGCAAUGAAGCAGAAACGUUUUGAGCCAUCCAUAUAUAUACAUGUACCUGAUCCAUCUAAAAGCAGAACUACAUUAUAUUGCAUUACAUACAUGUGUAUGUUUAAAAACUCACUUAAGUAUGCAGCACAAUGCACAAUUUCAAGCUGAAAAUGCAAAAGCUCCCUGGUGUGGGAGAGGGGGGGGGUG